Harpia harpyja (harpy eagle) is the source of this 1985-nucleotide messenger RNA. RefSeq names its product acrosin binding protein (gene ACRBP). The record is from RefSeq and is a predicted model, not a curated record. Gene Ontology annotation, cellular component: acrosomal vesicle; nucleus. NCBI's taxonomy places the organism in Eukaryota, Metazoa, Chordata, Aves, Accipitriformes, Accipitridae. Bases 70 to 1608 code for a protein of 512 amino acids. The transcript is spliced from 10 exons. Gene Ontology annotation, molecular function: protein binding.
AGUGGCACGGCUGCCCCGGGAGAGAUCAAACCAGCUUCCCACCACGUCCUGAAGCAAGCCGGUGCUGGGAUGCUCCCUGGGGAGAUGUGGGGGCUGCUGACCUUGCUGAUGUCCUCUGCCGCUCCCCCGGUGCCUCCCGCCCCGGGCAGCCCCCUGUCAGACAGCGAGUACCGGCUCUUCUUUGCCAGCCUGCAGCCCCCCUGGAAGGCAGAACUGUCCUGCCAGCUGCGCCAGGCGCACGGCUGCCUCAGCCCCGCCGUCCUGCAGCGGGACCAGGAGGAGAACCACGGCCGCGUCCCCAGAGGGCCAGUCUGCUCUGACUUCCCAGAGGCACCGUGGUUUCAGACCUUCUGCCAGUUCGCCCAGUACCGCUGCUUCAAACGCCAGUUCUACACCAAGCGAAUCCCCUGUCCGAGUUCGUCUCCUCCGAAAAACCUUCUCCUCCCGACGGAGCGACCCCACGUCGUGGUCUUCUGGACAAGGGGCAAAAGCUCCCCUACGGAAGAAGCUCCGGGGCAGGCUUCUCUCUCGCCCGCCGAUGCCCUGCUGCGCGCCAACGUGGAUGCUCUCCUGAAGUACUCCUACGCGCUGUCGGGUCAGAAACCGGUGCCGAAGAAUCUCCCCCUGCCCACCCCGGGGGUGCCGAGACCCCCGCAGGGCAGGGGGCUGCCUGUGCUCCCGCCGACCCUGCCGGUGCCGGCUGCCCCUGCCUCCUCUCCUCCCAGGCUGGGAUUCCCUGCCCAGGAGGAGCAAACCUGGGAGCAACGCCUGCGGAACGGCGUCUGGCAGCUGAUCCGCUUGGCCCUCUCCUUGGAGACGUCCUUGGGCACCGAGGGCUCUUCUCCGGACUCCAGCAGCAAGUCAGACCCGGGGAGCACGUCAGGGAGCACCGAGGAGGGGGUGCAGGAUACGGCCCCCCCCGGCAGCCUUUUAGCGCUGAAGAAGGACGAGGCGGUGAUAAUCCUGUGCUAUGCAAUACUGGAGGGAAAAUGCCUCUCGUCGGUGGUCACCCAGGCCUGGAAGGAGAUGGAAGAAAGAGUCCUUGGGUUCGGAGAUUCGGUGUGCGACAGCCUUGGGCGGCAUCACACGGACCUGUGCCCCGACUGCGCUUUCUGCUCGCUCAAGAGGGAGCAGUGUCUGAACAUCAGAAACCUGAACCGCGUUCGCUGCGAGACGGGCGGCUUCACCGCCUACAUCAACCCCCAGAUCUCAGCCCAGCACCGGGCCGCAGGCGACGAGACCAGCUCCCCAGAGACCUCGGAGUACUAUGGCAUGGAGGUUUUCAGAGGGCUGAGGAUGGAGUACUGGUGCAGCCGGAUUGCCACCCACGGCUGUGAGGACCCUCGUGUGACCCUCUGGCUGAAGGCAGAGUACGCUGCCUUCCAGGAUGGAGAUGCCCCGAGCCAGAUAUGCGACUCAGACGGACUUCAGCACCCCAACUACUGCGUGUUCAAGAGCCACCAGUGUCUCCAGCAGAGCCUCUACAACCAGAGGAUGUCUCGCCGCGGCUGCCACAGAAACGAGACGUACCGGGUGCUGAGUGAGAAGGAGGGAGAGGAGGAGGUGCGGCUCUGGCGUCAGAGGUUCCUCAACCUCACCAAGGGGUGAUGCACGGUACCAGGUGGAUGCGCGGGAAGCACAGGGCUCCCGAGUAGGCUCUCUGGGGCUGUGGUGGGGCAGAGAACCUGGAUAGACUUGGACAGCUCUUCCCAGACCCCUUGCUGGCCAGCCAGCUCAUCGUGGCCAGAUCUCACCUUCCGAGCGCCCGCUCUGCACUGGCGGCAGCGUGAGGGGAGCCUGGCUCAACAGCAUUUCACUGUGGCACCUGCUGGAACUCCUCCUGAAAACAUUUUCUGCAGCCAAAGGAGCAGCUGAACACCAGAGAAGGCAUCAGCCCUGGGAAUCUGGAUUUAGAGCCACUGGCCCAAGUGUCCUUGUCUGAAAUUCCCAGCCAUCUUCUCGCCCUUCUGUAGUUCUCCCAAGGA